UCUGUCUCCAUGCCUCGGGUCUUCUUGACCCAGUCUGAGCGGAGCAGCGCCGCCAGUCCGACUCACUUGCUGAGCCGAGCGGUACCGGCUGGGCGCUGUGGAGACAACAUGAACGAGGGCGCCAGGUUCGGGCUCUGUGGACCGCAGCGCGCCGUGGACCGGACCGGGGGGACCUGUUAGUAGUAGCAGUGGACAAGUGGACGCUCUUUGAAUGGAGAAAAAGGAUUUGUGACUUUUCUUUUGGUUGUUUUUUUUCUCCUCAGAGAGAGAAGACGUGUGGAUGGUUUCCAAAGUACUUUUUGGGAGUUUUUUUUAAGCUGGAAUUCCAUUUGGGGACACCUGAAGACAUAAAGUGUGCACAGUGAAAGACGUACAUUGGGUCAGAAGGAAGCUUCUCGCGGCGUCCCCAGGUCGCCGUUCCGCCGGACGUCAUGCGAAAGGAGGAUGUCGCCUGAGUCGGGCCUCACUGCUGUGCGCCUUGCCUCGCUGCCCAGAGGGAUGACGGCCACGUUGCGCUCGCUCUGGCUUUGUGUCCUGCUGCCCGUCUGCGUGGUGGCGGCCAGGCUGCCCAUCGUUGAGCCCACAGACGCUGUGUCCAGCGAGGCAGCAUUCCUGGAGGACUUCGUUCUUGGCGUGGGGGACACCCUGGAAAUGUCAUGUGACCCAGAGGGCUCCUCCUCCCGGCCAGUGGUCUGGUACAAAGAUGGCGCCGGGAUGGUGUCUAGCAACCGCACACGGGUGGGCCAUAGGAUGCUGCGCAUCAUCAACGUGUCGUACGAGGACUCGGGCGUGUACGCAUGUCGACUCGCCCUCAGUAACAAGCUGCUCAGCAACUACACCAUCAGGGUGACAGAUUCUCUGUCGUCCGGUGAUGAUGAAGAUUACGAUGAAGAUCCAGAAGAUGCAGGUAAUGACAAUGAAGCGCCGUACUGGACCAGGCCGGACCGGAUGGACAAGAAGCUUCUAGCAGUCCCAGCCGCCAACACCGUCAAGUUCCGUUGCGCUGCGUCUGGCAACCCAACGCCGAGCAUCCACUGGCUGAAGAACGGCAAAGAGUUCAAGGGGGAGCAGCGCAUGGGCGGCAUCAAGUUGAGGCACCAGCAGUGGAGUCUGGUGAUGGAGAGUGCCGUGCCGUCGGACCGCGGGAACUACACGUGCGUGGUGCACAACAAGUACGGCACCAUCACGCACACCUACCAGCUGGAUGUGCUCGAGCGCUCGCCUCACAGGCCCAUCCUGCAGGCCGGCCUCCCCGCCAAUCAGACGGUGGUGGUGGGCAGCGACGUUGAGUUCCACUGUAAAGUCUACAGCGACGCUCAGCCGCACAUCCAGUGGCUCAAACACAUUGAGGUCAACGGCAGCCGCUACGGCCCUGACGGCGUCCCCUACGUCAGCAUCCUGAAGACGGCCGGUAUUAACACUACCGAUAAGGAGCUAGAGGUUCUCUUCUUGGCCAAUGUGUCUUUUGAGGAUGCGGGCGAGUACACUUGCCUGGCAGGGAACUCUAUUGGCUUUGCUCACCACUCUGCUUGGCUCACGGUGCUCCCAGUGAGUCCGGAGAAAGAGGACUAUUAUGCAGACAUCCUCAUCUACGUAACGGGCUGCGUGCUCUUCAUCCUGGCAGUGGUCAUCGUGGUUCUUUGUCGCAUGAGGAUGACCACGCAGAAGACGCUGCCCACGCCGCCCGUCCAAAAGCUGUCCAAGUUCCCCCUCAAGAGACAGGUAACAGUGUCCUUGGAUUCCAACUCCUCCAUGAACUCCAACACGCCGCUGGUCAGGAUCGCCCGCCUGUCGUCAAGCGACGGACCCAUGUUGGCCAACGUCUCUGAGCUGGAGCUGCCCUCUGACCCUAAGUGGGAGUUUCCUCGUGCCCGGCUCACUUUGGGCAAACCGCUGGGCGAGGGCUGCUUCGGUCAGGUGGUGAUGGCCGAGGCUAUCGGCAUCGACAAGGAGAAGCCCAACAAACCGCUAACUGUUGCUGUGAAGAUGCUAAAAGAUGAUGCCACAGAUAAAGAUCUGUCAGACCUGGUGUCUGAGAUGGAGAUGAUGAAGAUGAUCGGAAAGCACAAAAACAUCAUCAACCUGCUGGGAGCCUGCACACAGGACGGUCCUCUGUACGUCCUGGUGGAGUACGCCUCCAAAGGCAACCUGAGGGAGUACCUGCGGGCGCGCCGGCCACCGGGCAUGGACUAUUCCUUUGAUACGUGUAAAAUCCCAGACGAGCAGCUGACCUUCAAAGACCUCGUGUCCUGCGCCUACCAGGUGGCCCGAGGCAUGGAGUACCUUGCCUCACAGAAGUGUAUCCACAGAGACCUGGCAGCCAGGAACGUCCUUGUGACAGAGGACAACGUGAUGAAGAUUGCUGACUUUGGUCUCGCCAGAGACGUGCACAAUAUAGACUACUACAAAAAGACCACAAAUGGCCGUCUGCCCGUGAAAUGGAUGGCUCCAGAGGCUCUCUUUGACCGCGUCUACACGCACCAGAGCGACGUGUGGUCCUACGGCGUGUUACUGUGGGAGAUCUUCACCCUUGGGGGCUCGCCGUACCCGGGCAUCCCCGUGGAGGAACUCUUUAAGCUGCUGAAGGAGGGACACCGCAUGGACAAGCCUGCUAACUGCACACAUGAGCUGUACAUGAUCAUGAGGGAGUGCUGGCAUGCGGUGCCGUCUCAGAGGCCAACCUUCAGGCAGCUGGUAGAAGACCACGACCGUGUUUUAUCCAUGACCUCAACUGAUGAGUACCUGGACCUGUCGGUGCCGUUCGAGCAGUACUCGCCCACCUGCCAGGACUCCAGCAGCACCUGCUCCUCGGGGGACGACUCCGUCUUCGCCCAUGACCCGCUUCCAGACGAGCCCUGUCUUCCCAAGCAGCUUCCCAGCAACGGCGUCAUUCGGACGUAAGACCCCAGCUGGAGGGAAGGCGGGACGAAGGAAUCGAGUCUUUAACUGGACGAAAUUUGAAGGAUUUUCACAAAGUCUAUUUUUAUAUUCAGGCCAGUCUUUUCUUAUGGACAAUCUGAGGAGGGAGGGUGGGGGGGGGGGGGACCAUUCUGUGCCUACUGGGAAAGAAGCUUCCGGAUGCUGGAGCAGGAAGCACAAAAUCUUUCGGUCUUGAGACUGUGCCAAAGGUUUAGGACGCUCUCCUGCCAGGGUAAAGUCACAUCCAUCAUGGCAACAGUCUUCCAAAGUCCCUCAACUGCCGCUAGCGAGCGUCAUCGUCACGCGUACGUGUGAGGUGACCAGCACACUUUAGAAAAGAAUCUAUUGUAAAUACGUACAGUACAUGCAAAUAUUAGUGUUUUAUUGUCAUUUACCUUCAACAAAAUUUGUUUUUGUUUUGGACGGAAGCAAUCUAGACGACACUGUCAUGGAAAAUCACGAAAAGGCCACGCUGAAAAAAGGUUUAUAGAUUCAUUAAGGUGUAUAUUUGUAAAGAUAUUUAUAGAUGAACACGGCCAGGUCUGCUUAAUUAAGAAAGAACGUGAUUUUAUUUCCAAUGUUGUAACUUAUUUUACGCACUGAAAAGAUGACAAAGGACAGGGACGAGGAAACAGGCAGAACAUUAUGAGAAAAAAACUCAAAGCUAUGAGAAAAAUGUCAUUUUCAGAGAAGAAAGUCGGAGCAAUAAAAAAGUGAAGUCGUGUGAACAAAGCGAUACAUUUACCAAAGAAGCAUUCAAAAAUGCUUACGGGAAGAAAGCAUUUAAAUUUACAAUAAAAAUGGCAAAAAUAAUGUUUUAUCUUUUCGCGUUUAAAAAUGUUACAAGGAAAAAAGGUCAUAAAAAGUUGUAAAAAAAAAAAUGAGAAGAAAGUGGUAAAGUUACAUUAAACACGGCAAAAAGAUCAAAAAGUUUCAUAAAGUCACUUGGAAAAGGUCAGAUGGAAAAAAAGCUAAAUUGCAACAAACACAUGGAAAAGAUCAAAUUGUCACAUUAUAAUAAAAAAGAAAAGAAAAGAAAAGAUCAGGCUUUAAAAGUUACUUGGAAAAGUUGACGGAGAAAAAAGUUAUUAAAUUACAGGAAAAAAGUGUAAAAAAAUAAAAUACCAACAUUAAGAUUAAAAGUCACAAAGUACAUCAACUAAAGUUUGAUCAAAUAAUACAAUCGGAACAAUGCUGGAAAAAAGUCCAAAAAUUAAAUAUUAAAGUUGUACUGAAAUAAUAAAGUUAUGAAAGAAAAUUCGAAAGAAAAAAAAAAAAACUCAUAAUGCUCGCUCUUUCUUCUCGUAGUAGUAUGUUUUUCUUUUCGGUAUCUCCCUCAUAGUCGUUGUGGUGGUUAGCUUCUGUCUGGUGUGUUUUAAAUAAAGAGAAGAAGCCAGAACGUUCCACAAGACAAGAAGGCGGCCAUCUUACUUUUGGCUCAAAACGCCAGUGUGAAGGCUCAUGCUAGCCGAGCUGGCGUUGUGCUUUGCAAUACGGAAGAGACGUUCAUCAAGUCUUUGCUGGCCAAGAGACUUUUAUUAACCUGAGAGGCCUUUAAGUGGAGAACCUUCACGCAACACGAAAGUCCCAUCGUGCUUUGCACCUGAGCAGUCCAACAAAGCAAUACUUCCAGUGGCCAGCAGGUGGACGUUUGUUUGUGUGUGUGAAGAAGCUAACACGUUGCUCUUCAGUAUUAAAAAUGACAUGAAGUCUCGCAAGUUAUUAUUAUGAUUAAUAUUCCGUCACGGUGCCAAAAGAGUCUUAAAAGUCUGCUUCGUCUCUGAAAGUGCAGCAAAGCAUCAUGGGAUGACAAAAAGUAAAAAAAAACAACAACAAAAAAAGAGAAAAGAAGUGGUGUUCACGCGCUGCUAAAAUUCCCAACAAGACUGUGUGAGUACUUAAUGAAUUGUACCCCCUUUUUUCGCAAAGUACUUUUAUUUAAUUCAUGCUGGGAGACUUUUGAAUCACUAAAUAAAUCAAAUAGUAGUAUUAAACAAGCGAGUCUUCCUGCAAAACGCUAGCAAAUGAUUGGUUUUGAAUGUAAGGAAAAGAAGCAGAAUGAAAGGCACUUAAAGACGUGAAGAAAAAAAAGACGUUGGGUUGCUUAUUUUUAUUUAUUCUUCCAUGCUGUGUCAAAGCUUUCCCUAUGGUGAGAGCGUUUUUAUUCAAGCUAACUGCUUUUUUGGGGGGGAUUUUUUUGUUUGUUUGUUUUUUCAUUCGUUGAUAGAAGAGCCAGAUGAUCACCUCACUCGUUACUGCCCCCUAUCUGUCAUCCACUGUUGCAGCAUCCUCCACGCUCACUCAAGCUAAUUUGUUGUCUGGCGCUUUCAAACUGGAUGUGUUGUUUUUCACUUGUGCGUGACGUUGUUAGCGCAUGUUCCGGAAUGCUCGUGAUGUGUCGACCAAGAGCGAACGUAAAAAAAAAAAAAAUUAGCACUCUGAGUGAAUUUGUACGAAUCGUCGGUGUUGUCACGUUUUUCAUCCUAAAUAGGCAAUUUGGCUGUAGAUCGGAUGCUAACACGAGAAGCUAGCAGGCAAACCAUAGCAUUACAACCCCGAUGUGAACGAAUGUGGGUUUUUUUUGUGAGAAAAUUUGAAAAUGAGCGCAACUUGUCUGAUAUGUUUACGUUUGGGUGAUGCACACUUUUUAAAAACGACUCAUAGAGCAUUUAUGACUUCUUGUUUUAUUGUUGCUUUUUAUUUUCCAUGCUGGAAUUUUGUCUUUUUUUAUUUUUGUCUUCCUCAUGCAUUGAUUUGUAUUCUCUUCAUCAGAUUAAUUUAUAGUUUGAAACGUGCUUGCUGAUGUACAUAAGAGACAUUAGACUUUGUUUUUUUAGAGUUUUAUGUAGCCGUAUGAGCUAUUUCUUUUUUUUAUUUUGCAUUCCACUUCAGGUGUUCUACAACAACAAUAGCCACAUAAUUUAUUUGAUUUCCCCCGUCUGUCUAACAUAGAGAAGCGGAACUAACCGUUUGUUUCAUAACAUGUCGCUUGUGAUGAUGAGGAUGAUGAUGAUGAUGGAGGCUCCGGAACAUUCCACCACGUUCACGUUCACGUCACGCAUCUUCUUCUCUCUGACGAACUAUGCUGUUUUCAAUAAACAUCUUAUAUGUUGUAA
Dunckerocampus dactyliophorus (ringed pipefish) is the source of this 6035-nucleotide messenger RNA. It is a transcript of the gene fgfr3, whose product is annotated as fibroblast growth factor receptor 3. The transcript is spliced from 18 exons. Gene Ontology annotation, cellular component: signaling receptor complex; membrane. Bases 445 to 2901 code for a protein of 818 amino acids. The record is from RefSeq and is a predicted model, not a curated record. Gene Ontology annotation, molecular function: fibroblast growth factor binding; ATP binding; fibroblast growth factor receptor activity. Lineage: Eukaryota; Metazoa; Chordata; Actinopteri; Syngnathiformes; Syngnathidae. Gene Ontology annotation, biological process: fibroblast growth factor receptor signaling pathway; positive regulation of cell population proliferation; multicellular organism development.